Molecule: messenger RNA, 4788 nt
Organism: Zalophus californianus (California sea lion)
Lineage: Eukaryota; Metazoa; Chordata; Mammalia; Carnivora; Otariidae
Gene: WDR49
Product: WD repeat domain 49
Exons: 18
Coding region: 455-3619 (1054 amino acids)
Molecular function (GO): protein binding; calcium ion binding
Source: RefSeq, a predicted model, not a curated record
CAGAAGCCUUGCAGCUGUGUCAUACAAGAAAAUGGAGUUUAAAACCCCAAUAUGUUAAUAGAAGCAAGGUUAGCCAAAGAGAUUUUGAGAAGUUGCUCUUCUAAUGCAUUUAAAAUGAGAUUUAGAAGAUGCUUUCUGUGUCAGUUGGCAUAAACAUGGGGGAAGUUUUAUGCAUUUUUAAUCAAGCCAGAUUAAACAGAAUAUAAGGAGGGGGUUUUUAAAAGGAUUCCACAGUAGAUUUUGAAAGUAAACUGUGGAAUUAAAGAAGGGUGGGGGUUGAGGGCUUUUAUUCCUUACCUCUUGGCCUUGAACAUUUUGCCUCCUCAUUGUUUGCCUUGAAAUGUGCUUUCAUUUUGGAAUUCUGCUAAAUUGGGUUUCUUUUCAAAAGCACCUGUUGAAGGGGAAAAAAAAGUGUCGAAGUAGUUGAAGGCAGCUGAAAAGGGGUGAAGCCAUUAUGAGUUACCAGAAUGCGCUUGAGUUGAACAAGGGGCCACAGCCUGGGUCAAAGAGCCCUGGGAGGGCAGGAGGUACCACCACAGAUAAAGAACACUGUCCAGCCCUGCUUGAAAACCAACUCAGUGUGGGCGACUUUUGCAAAAUACAGAAUGCCUUUGAGCCCUCAGAGCCAUGUCAAACCAUUUGCAUGUCCAGAGAAGAGUUUAUGCAAAGGAUGACAGAGAUUGUUGGUUGGGGCACAAAGGAAGAAUAUGGGGAGCUCUUUGACAAAGUGGAUGUAGCCCAAGAUGGCUUCAUUAAUUGGGACAAGCUGACUUCAUUUAUGCUGUUAGCACUUUAUGAGAAAGACGAACGAGCAAAGGCAACUGUGGUUCCCCAAUGGAAAGACCUUGAAUUCCUCCCAGUGAAGCACAAGGACACCAUUCAAAAAGUAAUUUUCUUAAAAAGUUCAAGUCGUUAUCUUACCAUCAGUAAGGAAGGCUUAUUAGGAAUCUGGGGAGAGAAUUUAAAGCUGCAAGAAACAUUUCCCAUCACUUCAGAUACCACCAAGCUUAAACACCUGUGGGUGACAAGUCUGGUUUCUCUGGAAAAUGUAAACAAGAUAGCAGUGGCUUUUACGAGCAAAGAGAUUUGUUUCUAUGAUCUGUUGUCCAAAGGAGAAUUUCCUUGUCAAUAUAAACUCCAAGGCCUGAAAGGAACGCCAAUUUGUAUGGAAUAUUGGUAUGACCCCCUUGAUGCCAACGAAUCAGUUCUUUCUUUUGGGGACAUAACUGGAAAGGUUCAAGCAAUUGCUUUCACGGCGGCCUUGAUAUCCCUGUUUGAGCGUCCUGCUGGUGCACAUGAAGAUGAAGAAGCCACAGUGACCAUCAGCUGGGCAGAACUGCUCUCUGGAUAUCACAAAUGUUGCUACACAUUAGAGCAUAAUCUUCAUCAUGGAGACUGGGUCAGGCAAGUUACUUACAAUGCAUCUUUAGAUGCUAUCAUUUCCAGUACAACCAGCAAUACAAACACUGUGGUGCUGGCUUGGAGAGAGAAAUCAAGAAAGCAUCUUAAAAUGACAUCCUUCAACGUUGCUGAGGGCAUUCAUGCUUUUGAUUACCACUCUCAGCUCAAUUUAAUUGCAACUGCUGGCAUCAACAAUAAAGUUUGCCUUUGGAACCCUUAUGUUGUCUCCAAGCCAGUUGGUGUCCUUUGGGGUCACUCAGCCAGUGUAAUAGCUGUCCAAUUCUUUGCUGCAAGAAAACAGCUUUUCAGCUUCUCCAAAGAUAAAGUUUUGAGACUCUGGGAUAUUCAGCACCAGCUGUCCAUCCAGAGGAUAGCUUGUUCUUUUCCCAAAAGUCAGGACCUCAGAUGUCUCUUCCACUUUGAUGAAGCCCAUGGACGACUUUUCAUCUCAUUUAAUAACCAGCUCGCAUUAUUGGCAAUGAAAAGUGAGGCCAGCACAAGGGUGAAGAGCCACAAGACAGCAGUCACUUGUGUUCUUUACAAUUCGGUCUUGAAGCAGGUAAUCAGCUCAGACGUGGGGUCUACUGUUUCCUUCUGGAGGAUAGACACUGGGCAGAAAAUCAAACAGUUUACUGGUUGCCAUGGCAACGCAGAAAUCAGCACUAUGGCCCUUGAUGCAAAUGAGACACGGCUUUUGACUGGCAGCACAGAUGGGACCAUAAAGGUAUGGGACUUCAGUGGAUACUGUCACCACACACUAAAUGUUGGGAGAGAAGGCGCUGUGGAUAUUUCACAGAUCCUGGUUCUUAAGAAGACGAUACUGGUUACAGGCUGGGAGAGGGCUAUUACGGUGUUUCGACUACAAAACUUCAAUCACUUCUUCAUCCAGCCUGAAAAAUGGAAAGGAGGAAUAGAGCACCGCGGUGAUAUCUUGUGCGCUGCAUUUUUACCUCCACAAACUCUUGUUACAGGGAGUUACGAUGGAGAAAUCGUUCUGUGGAAUAACAGCACAGAAAAGGCUCACUACGUCCUCCACCCUGAUUAUCAGAGGCUGCUAAAAUCAAAAUCGGAUACAGAGCCUCAAAAGCUUUUGGGCGCUGGGAGGAGCCGCUCCCCCCGCCCCGGCCCAAACCAGGCUGCCCUGGGAGCCCACUCCUUGGAGACCCACACUGAGGGCAAUGAUGCUGUUGUGGGGCUCCACUUCCUGGAGGCAAGAAAAACCACCGCAAAGACAGGAGGAGCUAACCUGGUGUCAUGUGGAGGAUCUGGGUAUGUCAGAUUUUGGGAUACACGUAAGAAGCAACUUCUGGCUGAGUUUUUGGCUCAUGGUGGAGUUGGAUCCAUUAUUAUGUCUACUGAUAAGUCAAACCAAUACCUUGCCACAGGAGAUCUGGAUGGACGAUUGAAAAUCUGGGAUAUAGAAGAGUACUGUCUUAAUUCCAGUAAGAGCAAAAUCACACAGGCCCCAACUCUGAUACGAUCGUUCCGACCUCAUGAAGACCAGAUAAGUUCCUUAGAGAUGUGUAAGCUGGGUGGCCACUUACUGAUUAUCUCCUCAUCGGCAGACUGCAGCAUUUGUGUGACUGAUGUCUGUGGUGCUUCUGUCUGGAUCUUCGGUCAGGCAAAGCAUUGGCAAACUGAAAACUGGUUUUCCCUUCCUAAAAGAGAUACUAACUUAAUGAAAAGUGACAUUCAAGAAGAAAGCAUAAGGGAAAUUCCUUUACUUUCUAAGAAGGAAUCAUGGUUAGACCUACCAGAACAUUCUCUACUUGAUAAGAAAAACAAAGAUGAUACCACAUUCAAUGUCAGACCAUCAGAAGUCAUAAAUUUAGGUAUAAAAUAUAAGGAAAGAAAUAUCUUUAGGAAAAAAACACAUAACCUUUACAAUGGUAAAGUUAUGCAAAAAUCACCAGCCUCCCCUAAAACCUACUGUUACGAAGGUACAUUUAGGUCAUUAAGCAUCGGAGCCCUGAAAGAGUUGCCUGAAGUGAAGAAACCAGCUUUUCUUCUGGACCCAGAGACAUACUUUAGGGAAAAGCCAGAGGAGGAGUGUUCCCAAAUUCCAGAGCUUCCAUUGCUCUCUGAAACUUUGAAAGCUGUAUUUGAUGAGAAAAACCUGUUCCCCAAAGAAAUUCUGGAUCGGGAACGAAGAGCCAAGCAAUUAUGUCAAGAAACAAGUAGUGAAGUGAAGAUAAAAAGAAAUAAGAAGCAAUUAUAAUUGAAAGAGAAAUAAAUAUUUCAUUGUCGCAUGAAGUAUGAAUAUAGAAGGCAGAUAAGAAAUCAAGAAUUCUGCACCUUUUACUUUAUAUUUAAACUUCAGGAAGUUUUGUUUUCAGACAAUGUCUUAGUGUUGCUUUUAUCCAUCACCUUUCACUUUCUGUGUAUUCUUAAUAAAAAAUAGAUUGGACUAAAGAGGGGGCAAUAACAACUGGCAUCGUUUAUUCCCAAGAGGUUUUAUGUAAAAAUGUACAUUUUCAGAACAAUGUAUUCUAACCAGUUGCACUUCUGGUUGCUUUGAUAGACAAAUAUUUUUGAUCAAUUUUUAUUGUAAAAGCUGCCUUGAAGUUAAAUAUGAAAAACACUAACACGGUGACUAUCUACAGACUUAACUGAGAGAGCCAUUUCCAUAUAUUUACACAUUUUCUAGUUUCUUGUAAUUUUUUUUAAAGAUUUUAUUUAUUAGAGCAUGAGCAUGGGAUGGGGGAGAGGCAGAGGCAGAGGAAGAAGCAGAUUCCCCACUGAGCAGGGAGCCCAACGCGGGACUUGAUCCCAGGACCCUGGGAUCAUGACCUGAGCCGAAGGCAGAUGCGUAACCGACUGAGCCACCCAGGUGCCCCUCUAGUUUCUUUUAAAUGAUUCUGAUAAUGCAGUUAGACCUUGUCAGCAGCAGCUGUUCCUAUUUAUUUUCGCAGACUUAACAUCUAUUCUUACAUGUACUUACUGAGAAAUUACUGCAUAUGUUCUACUCCUAUGUUUUGUUUUACCAUAUUCUUGAGUGGCAUAGCACAACCAAAGAGGUAAUAUGCUUGGAAAUAAAAAAAAAAAAAUCAAAGAGACUGAGACUAUAUAUAGGACACGUUCUAUGUAGAAGCUCAAGUAGGAAAUGUUUGGUUCUGAAACACAAUGCCUCACUUUUUUGAUCCAUUUUUCUUUAUAAAUAUCAUUAUCUACCAGGUAACCAGUAUUCUUAUGGUGCUUUAUUUGUUGUGUUCUGUAAGAGUAAUUAAUAAAUUCGUUCAUAUAACUUUAAUUAUCUACUACACAUUUGCAUUUUAAAGAGUUCUCGCAAAAAUAUUGGUAUUUUAAGAAGAAUUUUGCCAUAACACACACAAGUAAAGGAAAUAACAAUAUAUAGGAACCUACUCUGUUCAGUAACUUCAAAACUUC